GCGUAGCGCCGCCGGUAGCGGCGGAAGAAGAAGGCGGCAAUUUACAGGAGGAGCAAGUAAUGAGUGAGGUUCACCUUGGGUGCCCACCAAAUCACUCCGGGCCUCACAUUUCCCGCUUCACCAUCUCUCUUCCACCUCGUUAGGGUUUUUCUACGUUUCUCUUCAAUUUGUUCUCUUAAAUAGGAUAACAAGGAGUUGAAGCGAUUGACGAUCGUAUGAAUUUAGUGCGCGGGAAAGUCUAUGAAGUUGAUGAAGAUGGAGAUUUGGUUGUAACUCGACGAAAACCUUUGAAGGAUUCUUUUGUUAUCUUUGUACAGCAUAGCAUCACUUCUUCAAUACCAAGAGUUGGACUCCAGGUUUGGAGAGCAGAAUUGGUUCUAGCUGACUUUGUGCUGCAUAUGACAUAUAAUAAGUCAUCCGGUUUUGAUGGGGUUGUUGCAGUCGAGCUUGGUUCUGGCACUGGGUUAGUCGGAAUGUUACUUUCCCGUGCUGCUAAUACUGUAUUCAUAACUGAUAAAGGUGAUGAAGUACUUGAAAACUGUGCCAAGAAUGUUAAUCUUAAUGCUGGAAACUUCCACCACGAGGCUUCUAUCUAUGUACGUGAACUGGAUUGGAACCAUCCCUGGCCACCAGUGGUUGUGGCGGAUCCUCCAUCUAAACAGAGCUUUGGUUGGAUCUCAUCAGAGCUGGAAAAGCUUCAGAGUGCUUCUUUGCUCUUAGCUGCUGAUGUUAUCUACAGUGACGACUUAACUGAUGCCUUCUUCAGUUGUUUAGAAGCAAUCAUGUCCAGUGGUUCAGAAAAGGUGCUAUUCCUUGCUCUGGAGAAGCGAUACAACUUCUCCAUCGAUGAUCUUGAUGUUGUUGCAAAUGGCUACUCACACUUUCGAAGUUAUCUUAAAGUCGAGGAAGAGGAGGGGGAUGCUCUUGAAACUGAAUUUCCACAGAGAUUUGUCGGUAGGCCGAUAAACCUGGAAGAGAUUCCUCAGUACGUGCACGAGUACGAACGUGGAAACGACGUAGAGAUUUGGAAGAUUAGAUAUACUGGGCCCAAGCGUUGAAUCUAUCUGGUAAUUCUAUAAUGUCACACUUGCUAUUCUAUUCCUAGAAAGCUUGGCAUGUUAUAGAAAAGCAUAAUAGAGAAAUGGUGGGUUGUGGCUGUCACAUGCAAUGCAAGCCUUAGAAGGUCGGCUCAAAAAGUCACUUUAUUUCAGCAUCAAAAGGACAUUGAUGCCUUUUCUUUGUUUGCUUUUUGUCUUCAAAAAGAGAUUGAAAUUGUUGGUGAGUACAUGAAUAUUAAUAGGAGUUUGUUUAGAAUCUUUAGAUAGAAAGAUUUGGGAAUGGCCACAAACUACAUGUGUUUCAACCAUGUAUUUGAUUUAAAUUCGAACAAUUAUAUCUA
This is a messenger RNA of Salvia splendens (bonfire salvia), 1399 nucleotides long. RefSeq names its product methyltransferase-like protein 22. Lineage: Eukaryota; Viridiplantae; Streptophyta; Magnoliopsida; Lamiales; Lamiaceae. The transcript has 9 exons. Gene Ontology annotation, cellular component: nucleus. The record is from RefSeq and is a predicted model, not a curated record. Gene Ontology annotation, biological process: protein methylation. The coding region runs from base 216 to 1058 and encodes 280 amino acids. Gene Ontology annotation, molecular function: protein methyltransferase activity.